CGCGUCGCGUGUAGUUGUCGUAUAGUAUUGUCGGCGUCGUAUUUUCGUACCUACAGUGUCAUCGUAGACCUGGAGUCGCCCUCGUCCUCCCCAGGUAUGGAUGUGUAUGUGAAGUGCAUCAAUGUUGGAGUGCGAUGUUGAGCCGUUGUUACAAGAGCGUCUGCGACAAUCAACAUCAAAGUUUCGACGACAACAACAAUAGCAAACACUUCUGCUGUCCGGAGGAGGCCCCCAGUGACGUGUUGUUGACGCGCUCAGGCCCCCCUCAGCACCCCGCCUCACCAAGUAUGCUGCUGCUGCACACACAGACACCGUUUGGAGCGUCCAGUUUUGCUGAGUUGUUGUCGGCGCCGUAUCCCGACCCGGAGGAAGCCACCGCGUCGCUGCCAGAAGACCUCGACCCCUUCCAGGACGUGGCGCUGGAGGCUGCGCCCCUGCCUAGCUUCCAGGAGACUUACGGUUUCAAGAUGGAUGACGAGUGUUACACUCCCGCGGUCCCCGCGGCGUACCACCACCACCACGCGGCACCUCACACACCACACUCUCAACCACAGUACGAGUACCACCAGCCUCACUACUCGUCGCCAGCUACCCCUUACUACCCGUCACAACCCGCCACCGCCUUCGAGCCAACGCAGCACCCCCAGGACUACCUGAGUCACUCCCUACCGCACUUCCCCUCGCCUGCUGCCGAGCUCGCCGUCAACACCGCCCUAGGACCUCGCCAGAGACGGGCAUCCCUGCCUCUGCAACGGUCUGAGUCCACCAGCAGCAGCGAGUCUCCCAAGCCACGACUUCCAGUGACCGCCUCGUGUCCGCCGACCUCUGUGUCGUCCUCCGCCUCGUCGUCCCCCACAUGUGAAGGUCCUCGCCCUCCCCACCUCACCACUGGCCCUACACCUCCCUCGCCAUCACAACUGUGUGCCGUCUGUGGCGACACUGCAGCAUGUCAACACUACGGGGUCCGCACCUGCGAGGGCUGCAAAGGUUUCUUCAAGCGAACGGUUCAGAAGGGAUCCAAGUACGUGUGUUUGGCUGAGAAGGCCUGCCCGGUUGACAAAAGACGGCGGAACCGCUGUCAGUUCUGUCGCUUCCAGAAGUGUCUCGUCGUGGGGAUGGUCAAGGAGGUGGUGCGGACGGACUCCCUGAAGGGUCGCCGUGGCAGACUACCCUCCAAGCCUAAGAGUCCGCAGGAGUCUCCGCCCUCGCCUCCGGUGUCGCUGAUCACCGCUCUGGUCCGAGCACAUGUAGACACCAGUCCUGACCUGUCCACACUAGACUACUCCCAGUAUAGAGAACCCAACCCGAUGGAGCCUCCAAUCACGGAAGCUGAGAAGAUCCUGCAAUUCUACAACCUCUUGACCACUUCAGUAGAUGUGAUCCGUCACUUUGCUGACAAGAUCCCUGGCUUCGGAGACCUCUGCCGAGAAGACCAGGAACUGCUCUUCCAGUCAGCAAGUCUAGAACUUUUUGUCCUCCGCCUAGCUUACAGAACACGAGCCACAGACACCAAGUUGACGUUCUGUAAUGGCGUGGUGCUGGACAAGCAGCAAUGCCAACGCAGUUUCGGAGACUGGCUACACGCCAUCCUAGACUUCUGUCAAUCACUGCACGCCAUGGAGAUAGAUAUCUCUGCAUUUGCCUGUCUCUGCGCACUCACUUUGAUAACAGAGAGACACGGACUAAGAGAACCCCAUAAGGUAGAACAGCUCCAAAUGAAGAUCAUCAGUUCUCUGAGGGAUCAUGUCACUUACAACGCUGAGGCUCAACGCAAGAUGCACUACUUCUCCCGACUACUCGGUAAACUUCCCGAGCUGCGAUCUCUCAGUGUACAAGGGCUUCAGAGGAUCUUCUAUCUGAAACUAGAAGAUCUCGUCCCGGCUCCUCCUCUCAUUGAGAACAUGUUUGUGGCGAGUUUGCCGUUUUGAACUGUUCAAGAACUCGCUCAGUGAAUCUCAUGAGUCGGAGCUUUCCCAACUCCAAAGUGGACUUUCAAAUACUUUGUUGAACUUUUCAAGCAUUUAUCCCGUGAUUCUUGGUUCUAGUUUACGUUGCCACUGUACAGCUGGACUGUAGUUUUCUGUGGCGAGACCAGUUUUCGGUUCUCGGCUUUGGAUGUUGACGCACAGUUUUGUUUCCAGUCUUACUGACUUGACCCUAUGUGUCUUUUGGUGUGAUUGUUAAAGCAAAAUAUUUGUGAAAACAUUCUACAUUUGAUGCAUUUCUUAAACUUUAGCAGUAGCUAUUGUUAACCUAAAAAUUUAUAAUACAAAAAAAGACUACACAAAUAUUUUGUUUUGAACUUGCUAGUAAGAUAAGGUAUGUGAUAUUUAUCAAUAUUAUAACCUGUAAUGUUUAUGUCAUCUUUCAAAUUUAUAUACAAUUUUUAAAUGGUCUAUCCCAAUGGAAUACAAACAUACCCUUGUUAUAUUCCCUUCCUAAAUUGGCCUGUCAAGAAGUGAUACAAAUCCCAAAAAAACUAUUUUUAUAAAGAAGUUAAAGUUUAAUAUGAUUAUUUUCUAAUAAUACUCAAUUGUAUUUUUUUAACAUCUAUAUCACAAAAUGAUUUGAAAAUCAUAUUAUAGCAUAUUAAGUCCUUAAACAUAUUGCAAAAUCAAUUGCUACAGAUAUCAUGAAAAUUUGGUGUUCCUACAAGCAUAAUCAUAUUUUUAAGUCCAUAUUAUAAAUUUUAACUAUGUUAAUUUAUUUACUAUAUCUCAGCAAGUAUGUCAAUUUAAAACAAAGAAUAUUGUACAAUUUGUAAACAUUGCAAGUUUUGUUAAACCAAAGACAAAAAGAGCACUUACUCGCUUGUCUAUGGUUUGAGUUACGGCCCACCAACAUUCGUUCAGCCGUUGAAAUUAUUUAUAAGUUUGAACUGUUCUUAGAUUACCCAUUAGCAGGGGUAUUUUCGUUGAGUAAUAUUUACUCUUGUUACUUACUUAUAGUUUACUAUUUAUUGUAUUACUCACCACGAAUAUUGAAACUAGUUUUAAGGUGGUGGAAGGAGGACUGAGCCGGAACAGUUUUAGUUAAUCAAACGAGAUGCCUUGAUGAGAGAUGGUACAAAUAGUGACAGUGACUGAGCGCAAUACUCGUCGGUGGCCUUGUCUCUAGUUUAGUGUGCGUCAGGCCUGUGAAGUUACCACGUCAGAGCGUUCUGUGAUCGGCCGUCCUUCAGAGUUUAUUUUCACACUCUAGUGGUGACGUCAUCGCAUCUUUUGUACAGAUUUAUAAAUGACAUUUGUUUGUAAUUUUGAUUUUUACAUGUUUUUUAUUUAAUAUUUUAUAAAUGUUUUCAUCGAUUUAGAGAGUUUGAGUUACCAUUAAUGCCAUAAGAACAGAUUUUAAUAUAAAGGAUAGUUAAGGGUACUUUUAUAAAGACAAUUGAGACUGAUCGGUAAGGCGGGACGGGCAUGAAGGAUAUCCGAUAUCUCCGACCAUAUCUAUUGUGCUGCACUUGUUAUGUUGUAUUCGAGCGAAUAUUUGUAUGUUUCUACUGCCUUGGAUAGUUAUUGUCGAUGCCUUUGGAUUUCCUCAUUCUAAACUUGUUUUGGCUUACCAGUUAGAAAUUGUUUUGACAGUUUAUGUUGCCAGUGCAGACAUCAUGUUGUACAUGUCUUACUGUCGAGGACUCAUGUUGUUUUACCUUUACCAAUUAGUAGCCCAGUUCUGUUGAUCAUUUGUGUGCUAUAUGUCUCAAUGUGCUAUGUCUUAUCGCACUUUAUUUUACAGCUGUUUCUUGCCAUUAUUUCUGUGUGAAUCACAAUUUAUGAUUG
Messenger RNA from Macrosteles quadrilineatus (aster leafhopper), 3779 nucleotides. RefSeq names its product probable nuclear hormone receptor HR38. The transcript has 9 exons. Gene Ontology annotation, biological process: cellular response to corticotropin-releasing hormone stimulus; regulation of transcription by RNA polymerase II. The coding region runs from base 135 to 1928 and encodes 597 amino acids. NCBI's taxonomy places the organism in Eukaryota, Metazoa, Arthropoda, Insecta, Hemiptera, Cicadellidae. The record is from RefSeq and is a predicted model, not a curated record. Gene Ontology annotation, molecular function: nuclear glucocorticoid receptor binding; nuclear receptor activity; zinc ion binding. Gene Ontology annotation, cellular component: nucleus; transcription regulator complex.